AGCUUGACCCUUCUCGCCGUCCGGAAGAGCCCAGCGUUGCAUCCGGCUAGUAUCCUAGCGAGCCUCAAGCCCACCACCCCGAGGGAUUUGCAACUGCUGCAUCUUUGUAUGUGUUAAAUCUGUUCAGAAGAUGGCUGAUCCUUGGCAGGAAUGCAUGGAUUAUGCAGUAACCCUAGUAAGACAAGCUGGAGAGAUGGCUCGUGAAGCCCUAAAAAAUGAAAUGAAUAUUAUGAUCAAAAGUUCUCCAGUUGAUUUGGUAACUGCUACUGACCAAAAAGUUGAAAAAAUGCUUAUCUCUUCCAUAAAGGAAAAGUAUCCAUCUCACAGUUUCAUUGGUGAGGAAUCUGUGGCAGCUGGGGAAAAAAGUAUUUUAACUGACAGCCCUACGUGGAUCAUUGACCCUAUUGAUGGAACAACUAACUUUGUACAUGGAUUUCCUUUUGUAGCCGUUUCAGUUGGCUUUGUUGUAAAUAAGAAGAUGGAAUUUGGAAUUGUAUACAGUUGCAUGGAGGAUAAGAUGUAUACCGGCCGGAAAGGAAAAGGUGCCUUUUGUAAUGGUCAAAAACUACAGGUUUCACGCCAAGACGAUGUUACCAAAUCACUCUUGGUGACAGAGUUGGGCUCUUCCAGAACACCAGAGACUGUGAGAAUUAUUCUUUCUAAUAUGGAAAGGCUUCUUUGCCUUCCCAUCCAUGGGAUCCGAGGUGUUGGAACAGCGGCUCUUAAUAUGUGCCUUGUGGCAGCUGGAGUUGCAGAUGCAUAUUAUGAAAUGGGAAUUCACUGCUGGGAUGUAGCAGGUGCUGGCAUUAUUGUAACUGAAGCUGGUGGAGUACUCUUGGAUGUAACAGGUGGACCAUUUGAUUUGAUGUCACGAAGAAUAAUUGCUUCAAGCAAUAAGACAUUAGGAGAAAGGAUAGCCAAAGAAAUUCAGAUAAUACCUCUUCAAAGAGAUGAUGAAGAUUAAUUCUAACAGCUUCAUACAUUCAGUCACAGUUGCAUCUCUCCAGGUUUGCGGAUGGUGUUGCAAAAUUCAGGACAUCUGUUUCACUUGAAUAAUAUUGGUUUCAGUUGUCUUCAAUGUCCAGAUUAAAAAUUGCAACUUGUUCUGUAUUUUACUAAGAGUAGGUAUGCAAGAAUGGCUGAAAUGCUUGUUUCCUUGUUUUAAAAAUGUUUGCGUGUUAAGAGUGUACUUUGGGAAAAAUAUGCAGGCAGUGUAUGAGACAGUAUCACAUCAACUGAAAUAGUCAAUUAGCAAUUUAGAGUUUCUAAGUAUUUAUGAGCCUCUGAAAUUUUGACUUAACUAUUUAUGUGCAUAUGCAUUCUUAAUUAGAAAGUUAACUUUCUGGAAAAGUUUUUUUCUUUACUUCCGAAAGCCAUACUUAACUAAAUUUGUAAGAAGUAUAUAAUGAGUACUUCCUAGACCAAGGUUUCUUUCUUUGCAGAGAACCUUGAUUUAUUAAUCAGUGAAGCACCAAACAUGGUACCUGUUAAAUAGUAGGCAAUCCAAAAAUAAGCACUGAAAGAAUGAAUAUUUUAACGGUAGCAAUUCCUAGUUGCUACAUAAAGUAAUGAGCUCAUCAUUCUGUAAUUUUACUUCAGGGUUGGAAGUAGAAAUUAUCUAGUCAUCCUUUUUAUAUUUCACAUUACCAUUCCUUUUAACAUUUUACAUUACCAUGCCAUUUCAAUUAACUGUACCUAUACCUCCUGAUACAUUUCAAUUACUGUAUCUCCUGAUAUCAUUUGUUAUUGUGGGCAUUUCUGCAGUUUAUAUGCUUUUCAAAACACUGCAUUGCAGUAUUUGUUUGGAUUUCUUUAAAGUCCAUAUAUAAAAGAGAAGAAACAGUUUCAGAAAAGCACUUUCAUCAGGUAUCUGAUGCAACUAGAUACUGUAUGACACUUUACUAGACUCAAA
Molecule: messenger RNA, 1912 nt
Organism: Kogia breviceps (pygmy sperm whale)
Lineage: Eukaryota; Metazoa; Chordata; Mammalia; Artiodactyla; Physeteridae
Gene: IMPA1
Product: inositol monophosphatase 1
Biological process (GO): inositol metabolic process; signal transduction; phosphatidylinositol phosphate biosynthetic process
Molecular function (GO): inositol monophosphate 1-phosphatase activity
Source: RefSeq, a predicted model, not a curated record